GUUUUUUUUGGGGGAAAGAAUGUUGCUUGUACAGAUGGUAGCUAGCAAUUUCCAUUGAUAGAAGUUUGUAUUGCACGUUUAUUGUACAAAAUUACUAUUCGGUGUCCUCUACUAUUGUUCAGUUUCAUUGACACUAGGCAGCUAUUUAAUAACUAAAUUACGUCAUCCUUCGUGGUAGCAACUGUGUCAUCUAGCUAACGUUAGCCAUCUAGCUUCCCAACCGCAGAGUUUAGCACUUUCAAUUUGUGAUUGUAUACUAAUGUUGGCCAAACCUGCCAUUACUGUGUUUAAUUUCGGGAGGUAGUAUUAUGUAGGAACCAUGAACUUUGCUCAAGCAAGGCAUAUAUGCCCAACUGAUUUCGACUGUAACAGACUGCAGAGAGACUAGCUAACAUUAGCUAGUAUCCGCUAGCUAGCUAACAGUGACUGGUUUCCAAGCACUCAAGUCCAUCUUGAAUAGGCACAAAGCAACAACAGAGACAAUGGAUGAGAGCCCAGAAGCUGCUGUGGACAACGAUGACCUUGUUAUUAUAGUGGAAAACGAGGCAGAGAGCUUGCCAGUUGAAGAGGAGAGGGCGAAACAGCUAGGAGGUAGCAUCGGUCUCAUGGACACUUGCCCUGUCUGUAAGUUGAAUUUCCACAAUCGAGAGCCGAAACUUCUGCCAUGCCUCCACUCUUUCUGCAAGAAGUGUCUUCCACCCCCUUCAAGGAACUUAGUCAACACUGAACAACGUCGCGACCCGCAACUUCAAGCGGACAACUCGAAACCACUCAAUGUGAUCCGCUGCCCAGUUUGUCGACAAGAGUGCUGGGAGGUGGAGGUGCUGGAUAACUUCUUUGUGAAGGACUCUGUGGAGGUUCCCAGCAGCACAGUGGAGAAAACCAGUCAGGUGUGUAUGAGUUGUGAUGACAACACCGAGGCCACAGGGUUCUGUGUGGAGUGUGUGGAGUUCCUGUGUGUGACGUGUAUUGAGGCCCACCAGAGGGUCAAGUUCACCAGGGAUCAUACUAUACGGCAGAAGGAAGAGAUGUCCCCAGAGGCUGUGGGUGCGUCCUCACAGAAGCCAGUGUUCUGUGACAUCCACAAGCAGGAGCCCCUCAAACUGUUCUGUGAGACCUGUGACCGUCUCACAUGCAGGGACUGUCAGCUGCUCAAGCACAAAGACCACAAUUACCAGUUCCUUGAAGACGCCUACAGAAACCACAGGCAACACCUGGAAAACAUGACGCAUCAGCUACAGGAGAAGAGGAAAGCCAUAGAAGAAGUGUCCAAUUGCAUCAACAAUGGACUCCAGCAAGUCGAUGAAAACCGCAAGUCUGUCACCAAUGAGAUAAAGAAGUCAAUUUGCAACUUGAUCAUGGAGAUCAACAGAAAGGGAAAAAUCUUGGUCAAUCAACUUGAGACACUGACGAAGGACCAUGAGGUCGGACUAAAGAAACAACAAGAAGAUGUCAGCCACCUGACCAGACAUCUAGAUCACGUCAUCAACUUCACCAAGUGGGCCACAGCCAGUCACAGUGGCACAGCUCUCCUGUACUGCAAGAGACUGAUUCUUUGCCAAAUCCAUUACCUAAUGAGGGCCAACUGUAACGCAUCCAUCGUCCCUCAGAGCUCAGUCCGCUUCCAGUGUCGCUCCGGUUUCUGGGCCUCAAAUGUCGAUCUCGGGUCUUUGGCAGUAGAGAGAAUCCCUGGUCGGCAGCCCAGUUCCAUGCAGCAGGGCUUCCCUCCUGGCCACCCCAGCCAGCCUGGCCCUGGCCCCAGAGGAGAGGGCCCUCCCGGGGCUUUCCCUCCAGGCUCCUCCGCACACCAGCGUGGGAGCACCCUGGCUCAGCUCCAGCUGCAGGUAGAGAAGCUUGCCCAGCACCCCAACAGGGCUGGACAGCCCCCUCCCAACCACUGGUCCUGGUACCAGCAGGGUCUGAAGCUCCCGGGGCCAGGGGGCCCCCCUCCACAGAGGCCCCACCAGGGGGGUUCUCCGUCGCAAGGUCCCCCCAACAUGGUCCAGAUCCAACAGCCGGGCCGGAGUUACGGACCCCCCGGGCCCCAAACCCAUCCCAACCCCAGGAGCCCCACCUCUAUGCUGCAAAACGCAGGAUUCCCUCCUCAGUCUCUGAGGGAUCUCAUCCACAACUCCAGCUUUCCUCCCAAACCAAUGGAUGUGUUACAGGGUACCUCUCGCUACUCUCAUGCACCCCCUCCCAACACAGGACCCAUCAGCACUCAAGCCUCUAUACACCAGCGUAACAUGAUGGAAGCCGCACAACUGAGGAGGAGUGACCCCAGUGGAGCUUCAUCAUCAUUAUCCAUGCCCAACCCCAGAGCUAGUUAUGCUCCGAGCCUAGCUACUGCCUUCCCAGACAGACAUGCACAAGGAAGACAGAAUUCCCCCAUGUCCAAAUCUUCCUCUGAAACCAACAUAGGGUCUGCUUCCUGGAAGCGCACAGAGCCUAAUGCGGUGGCUCCCCCCUCCUCAGCUAAGCGGAGGCGAAGGUCAUCCCCCGGACCAAUCAUCGUCAUCAAGGACGAACCAGAGGACGAUGACGAAGUCAGCUUUGUGCAGUCUAGUGUUGGAGCCUCAGCCAGCCUGCCAGACAGCAGUACAGGCAUCCAGCCCAAGCCCCAGCCCCAGCAGCAAUCUCUCCCAGCACCCAUGGUGGAGCCCCAGCCGGAGCCCCAGCCGGAGCCCCAGCCCCAGCCGGAGCCCCAGCCCCAGCCGGAGCCCCAGCCGGAGCCCCAGCCAGAGACCCAGCCAGAGACCCAGGUAGAGCUAGAGGCAGACCCCCAACCAGACCCAGAAAAGGCCCCAUGUGUCCCUGAAGACGACCCCAAUGAAGACUGGUGCGCUGUGUGUCAGAAUGGGGGAGAACUGCUCUGCUGUGACCGAUGUCCCAAAGUCUUCCAUCUGAACUGUCAUAUACCUACACUUAGAGAGUCUCCCAGUGGUGAGUGGUUCUGUUCGUUCUGUCGUGACCUGACCAGUCCUGAGAUGGAGUAUAACCCAGAUAGCCAGGUAGAAUUGCCAGCCAUGAAGGAGGAGCCAGGAUCAGAGGGAUUCCCUCCAGUUGAUAAAAGGAAAUGUGAGAGACUGUUGCUCUGCAUCUACUGCAACGAGUUCAGUACAGAUUUCCAGGAGCCUGCCUCACCGUCGUCAAUCCCAGAGUAUAAGGAGCUGAUUGAGACUCCAAUGGACCUGUCCAUAGUGAAGAGCAGGCUGGAAUCUAAGGAGAGCCCGCGUUACUGCAGUGCUGAGGAGUUUGUCAAGGAUGUCAGGCUCAUAUUCAGGAACUGUGCAAAGUAUUACCAGGCAGACACUGAGGUGGGAGGUGCAGGACUGAGCCUGGAGGAGUACUUUGAGGAGCAGCUGAAGUUCCUCUACCAAGACAGGAGCUUCCCUGGGGGCAGAGAGGAGGGCAUGAUACCCCCUGUGGAGGACGAGAUGGAAGAAGGGAUGGAAGACGAUGGGAUGGCUCCUAACGAAGGGGAUAUGCCCCCUGUUGAGGACGACCUAACACCUGUUGAAGAAGGGAUGCCUUCUAUGGAGAAAGAAGGAACUGAAGAGGGGAUGGAUCUUGUGGAAGGAGAGAUGGAGGAAGAAGGGAUACCUCCUUUAGAAGAGAGCAUGGAAGAGGAAGAGACUUCUCCAGUGAAAGAAGACUCACUACCUUGUGAUGCUACUGAACCAGUAGAUCCAUCAAUAAGGGGUGCAUCAUCUCCCAACCUUUCCAGCAAGGAGGCUCCCCAACCCCUCUCAGAUACUCCAGACAACCCUCCCUGCGAGGAGGCCCCCCAACCCCUCUCGGAUACCCCAGACAACCCUCCUGACUCCCAGGGCACCAGCACUGCUGACUCCCAGGACACCAGCCCUGCUGCAGGCUUAGCCACAGAAAAUGAGGGGAUGACUGAAGAAGUGAGAGACAAAGCAGAAGAGGAAUGAUUCUUGUUCUUCCACUGUAAAUUGGACGGACGAUAAAGCUUUUUGAAUUAUCUAUAGGAUCUGUUGUCUGAAAAUACAGGGAGACCUCUUUGCUGCAUCAUACACGUUCUGAUAUGAUUUGCAAUAAUAAUAAAUAAAACAGAGAAACCCGGGAUGUAUAACGGGGUACAGAGAUGGACAAUGAAUGCACAAAUGUUUGUCUUGUUACAAAGCAAUGUAGCUACAUGUAUGAACUAAUAAUGCACAGACUGUUCUGUCUGCUGAGAUUGAGAAGUUAGUCAUGGUGUAACUGAUUAACUUUCUACAAUAACAAUCAUAAAACACAAGUAAUGUCCAUUAUUGAUAAGUUGUCUGCAAUUUUCCAUGUUGGCUUUUGUAAAGAUGAAUGCCAUAUAAUACUGUAUAUUUAUAAUAAUGUAAGUUUAUUUAUCCAACUCUAAAGGAAAAAUAGCUGCAAAGACCGAACUACAUGAAAACCAUAGCCCUACAUCAUAUCUUAACUCUGGUCAAUUAUUUUUAACAGACAUUUUUAUGUGUAGUUGUGUUUGUGUUAUAAUUUAGUUAAAUUAUAGGCUACUCUUGUACAGAAUUUUUGUGAAGGAGGUAUUCUGAAAGGUAGACUCGGCGAUAUAACAGAUGCAAAAAGUAAACUGCAUCGAGGGUCAAUUUCAGCGACAACAAAGGGCGUGAGGCUCAACUUCUCUGCUGUUUUGGUGCCCUGGCUACCGUGAAGCCAACUGUGCACAUGAGCAGAUACUGUGUGAGGGCGAAGCCUAGCAUCUACUCAUCUCAAUAUCUGAUGUGCUGCUGGUGGCAAUGUCAUUUCGCAAAGUCUACCUUUAAGACUGUUCACUAGAUUACAGGGAUGCAAAAUGUAAAUAUUUUUUUCAGAAUGAACGUGCAGUGUUCUCGAAUGGUGCUGCUUGCUUUUUGGCAUGUAAAGAGAACCAAACUGUUCCCCUCACUUUUCCUUGUUGCAUGUUUUCUUGUUGCCUGGCUACCCUGACUUGGUCUGCCGAACACUACGCCACACCCACGGACGUUAAUUUCUUCUCCACUAUCAAUCUGGAUCUAAGUACCUCCCCAACCCUUCACCGAAUGCGAACACAUUCGGGGCCGUCUGAUUGGUCCCGAGACCGAUGGGUUGGGCCAGAGCCAGUUAGAAAAUGUGUAAUUGACUUUGAUACUCUGAUUGGUUAGAGAUCAUCCAAUCGAUGAAGACUUUGUUUUGUACAACGCCCCUCAUCCCCACCACAAGACUUCAAUAGAUGCUGUAAAGAGGUCACUGGAAAGCAGACUGGGGGGGAUAGAAGAAGGAUACCAGGUUGGUGCCCAUUCAACAAAUCUGAUCUAACAAAGUGGAUAUUCGUCAAAUCUGUCAUGAUUGAUGUAUUGUAACAGGCCCACUGGUUACUAAAGUCUGAUUUGGCUGUUUUCGCUGCAUAACGUUUAGAAGUAGUCCUUUUUCAGGUUUAGACGUGACUGCUAAAUGCUAACUCCUGUUGGUAUAAGCUGGUAGCAUACAAUAAAACUUUAAUUAAACACUGAGUCUCAAAUAGCCGCUUGUCCGUUUUAAUAGCCGGGUAAUGGCCCACAUUUCAGCAAAUAAAUGUCCCUUUCAAAUAAAUGCAGGGUCUACAUGAAUUGUUAAUAGAGGUUACCAGGAAUUUCCAAAAACAGUCAACUUCCGGAGUACAGACCCCCAGAAAUCAGCCGAUCGCCUUCUAGUGACGAAAGUAAGAACCGCCGGAAAUGCACAGUCAGAGGAGAAUGAUGCUUUUGUAAAUAAAAUGUUUUUAAAAUAUAUUUUUUAACAGGCAUACUAAGACAAAAGUAAAUGAUAACACAGUUGUAGGAAAUGGGAAAAUGUAUUAAAAUGAUGGAAGUGAAUUCUGGAAUUAAACAAAUAUUCAAA
This is a messenger RNA of Oncorhynchus mykiss (rainbow trout), 5850 nucleotides long. Its product is annotated as transcription intermediary factor 1-alpha. Gene Ontology annotation, molecular function: protein binding; zinc ion binding. The record is from RefSeq and is a predicted model, not a curated record. Lineage: Eukaryota; Metazoa; Chordata; Actinopteri; Salmoniformes; Salmonidae. Gene Ontology annotation, cellular component: chromatin.